AUUCAGCCUCAGGAAAGUUUCAAAAGCCAAUUGAUAACUCUCAGCGGAGUAAAGAAUCAGAAACCUUAUUCUGUGAUAAAUGGCAUAAAAGUGUUGGUCAUUUGGUGUGUAGUGAUGGGACAGCUGGUACCGCAUUCAGGGUUGGAAGUCGUUAUCUGAUGACAGCAUUUCAUGUGAUAAGAAAAACUUAUGAAAUGUACAUCGAUAAUAUCGUAGAAAACGCCCAGUCUGAUCCACAUCGCAGCAUUAAUUAUUCAAGGUUUUUGCAAAAACUGCAAGUAGGGGAAUCCGGGAGAGAUAUUGAAGAGAAAUUAAAAAAUGGGGUCCAUGAAUGGCUGAAAAAGACUAGUUAUCAAUUACUGCUCACCGAACUACUCAGUGUUUUGGGGGAGACAGGAUUUCCAUGUGCCAAAGAGAAGUCCAUGAAAUUCAUCGAGGACAACCGUAUUUAUGUAUAUUUUGGUCGCACAAGAGAACACGUUAACUAUGUACCCUAUCGUUUGAGAUAUGACAUUCCAUUCUACAGCAAACAGGAAGCAGAUGACGUUGCUUUAUUAGAAGUUGAUUGGACAGAUUUACCAAAGCCAUUUAUUUUGGACAUGUCUCGCAAGCGACCAGAAAAUGUUACCAUUAUUGGUCACCCAACCUCUCAUGGCAAUGAACAGAUAAUUGACAGAACAUGUCCGUUGAUUUCGGAAUGUGAUGCCUUUCAAACUCACUGUAAAGCACUUUCAUGGUGGAAGAGGAACUAUCCUAAUUUUGACCAUAAAAAAGUUAAAAAUGAUUAUGAUUCUAUGUUCAAGAAGGAAAAGGUACUGUUCCAUUGCUCAGAAUCUACAACUCAUGGUGCUUCUGGUGGCCCUGGGAUCAUUGGUUUAGACGUAGGCUCGCCAAAAGUGCAUUUAAUGCUCCAAGAAGGAAUCCCAGGCUUGGUACAUAAUGUGGAUGAUGCAUCUAUGAAAGAGAUAUUGAGGACUUGCCCUAAAGAAUGCCUUGUUGAGAGUGGGAUCAGCAUGUCCAGAGUAUAUGAACUUUUAAGCAGUAUACCACAAUUGAAAGAGUUGCGAGAUAACAUUUUUCACACUCAAAUAUGGCUGUGUUUAUGCUUUUAUUUAAUCUACGAAAUAACUAUUGAUAAAUAAUGAUAAUGUAUCAUUGUCAGAAUCAGGAAACAAGAAUGAAUAAUCGGUGAAUAUGUCUAAUUCUAAAUCGGAGAAAGAGUGGCGCUUUACAAAAUAAAAUAAUAAUUUAACAGUAGUUAUCGGAACAAAAUGCGUUCACUUUAUAAUUGCAUCACAGCUUAAAUUACUGAAAUAAAUGUUAAAGACACUUGAAAUAACUGAAGCAAGUUUUAGAAUUGUACAAAAAUGACUUGAAAUCAAUUAAUGCCCUGUUCACAUGGAGAGUUAAAUUCGCAGUAAAUAAAUGCGAAGUAAACUAAUGUGAAUUAAAUUGCGUUCACACGACAGCUAAUGCGAUGUAAACUUAUGAGAAUGAAAUUUUAUUUCUACAAAAAAGCCGGCUGUUUUUAGUAAGGCUAUUUUGACAUCAUUUGUAAAUCACGUCAUCAUGUAUGCAGGGCUAUCAAAUUGAUAUCAUAAUCAUAGUGGCUACUAUUAGUUAUGUGUGUCUACAUAAUGAAUUUAUCCUGUCGAACAUAUUUUGAUAAAGCUCAUUUAACUUAGCAAAUCGUUUACAUUUUGACAUUGAUUAAUGUUAAUAUGACGUCAGUAAUUAGGUGCUUUGUGUGUUCAAAUGAAAACAACAAUGAUCUGUGCAGUAUGUCAUGUGGAGGGGGCAUAUUGAUUUGAGGUGUGGUUGGUAGGUCAUUUGAAGGGGGCUAAUUAGAAAUAUGAGGUAGGUGGACAUCAUAACAUCGUUUCAUGCAGUAUUCUUCUCAACAAGUGAAAUGUCACGAUUUUAUCAGAGGCAGGAUAAAGGUAUCCAUUUAGUGAUAAACAUACCUUUCCUUUAUUUUUGAACCAAUUACAGCACUGUUACCUUUAUCUAACCACCAACAUGUGCCCUUUGACUUCAUUCUGGCCUUACGCAAAUUUAAUUUGAAUUAGCUUCGCUCAGCGUUCACAUGGAGAUAUCUUUCAAAAGAAAUUCUUUAUUCCUAGACAUAGAGCAGCCAAACUGUUGGCAUCAUUGUAAUCAGCAUUAAGCCCUCUGGUGUUAGGGCGAGGCUCUAAUGAUUAUAUUUUGAA
Molecule: messenger RNA, 2210 nt
Organism: Saccostrea cuccullata (small rock oyster)
Lineage: Eukaryota; Metazoa; Mollusca; Bivalvia; Ostreida; Ostreidae
Exons: 3
Source: RefSeq, a predicted model, not a curated record